AUGACUGACUCUCCCCCACCUACCCCAACCGCCCCUUUCAAACAGAGGUUGAAGAACUGUAUCUCACCUGGCGAGUAUCCUGAUGCUUACCGGCCUGGAGGCUAUCAUCCGAUUGACCUGGGAGAUACUCUUAACGAUGGCCAGUACAAGGUCAUUCGAAAGCUUGGAGACGGAUGUUUCUCCAUCGUCUGGCUCGCCCAUGACUUGAUAAACGCGCGAUAUGUAGCCCUGAAGAUCCUUGUCUCGGAUGAGACAGAACAGUCCCAGGAAGUAGAGAUUUUACAACAUCUUGCCAAGGUCGCUCCCCUCGAAUCAUCGCAGCGGACCACGCAGCUUCUCGCCGAAUUUGAACAUAAAGGCCCCAACGGUACACAUAAAUGCCUUGUCUUCGAACCCAUGGGACCGUCUGUCAAUCAAAUGCUUCUGGAACUUGCCUACGGAGGGACCAAGUGGCCAAGUGAGGUAAAGUAUCCGCCCCAGACGGCGAAGCGCAUCCUCCGAGACUCAUUGAAAGGGUUGGCGUUUCUUCAUAAGCAUGGUAUCGCCCACGCAGACUUUCAACCUGGAAAUAUGCUAUUCUCGCUCAACAACAUCGAUUCCUGUGACGAAGCAACCCUACGUCAGAAGGAAACGCCGAACGAGCGCUAUCGUAUCAAGAGAAUUGAUGGCAAGAAAGACAGAUGGGCACCCAAAUAUCUGUGGACUGCAGAGCCGCUAACGGACUACACGAGUAUUGACGAAAACCUCAAAAUUAAACUAGCUGACAUGGGCGGCGCAUACUUCCUCAACGACCCUCCCAAGGACUCGAUAGUUCCUCGUGCCCUUCGCGCCCCAGAGCUAGUCCUCAAAGGAGAAAUCGACAAGACCCAGGAUAUCUGGAGCUUCGGGUGUCUUGUUUUCGAAUUGUUCGCCGGAAGGCCUCUCUUCUACGUAUUUGGUGGCUCAGCCGAAGACGAUCCUUCCUUGCUAGAUGACGAAUAUCUUCUUGAGAUCGUGGAUAGUCUUGGUCCACUUCCCGAUGAGCUUUACAGCCACUGGAAGACCUCUUCGCGCUAUUACACCCAGGAUAGGACUAAGUACAAUUGUAUGAUCGGUGGUGUUCCUGAGGGUGAGGAGCCGCUUAUGCUAGAACAAUGUUCCAUGGAACAAGCCUUCCACGAGAAGAGUCCCGAACUGACAGAGGAGGAGGCGCAGGAGGUCAAGACACUCGUCCGAUGGAUCCUUCAGUACGAUCCGGCCAAGAGACCCUCGGCUGAGGAGAUCCUCCGUCAUCCAUGGUUUGCGGAAGACUCAACUGAGCAGGCAGAGUAA
This is a messenger RNA of Fusarium musae, 1311 nucleotides long. RefSeq lists its product as uncharacterized. The transcript is spliced from 3 exons. Gene Ontology annotation, biological process: spliceosomal complex assembly; regulation of mRNA processing; protein phosphorylation. Lineage: Eukaryota; Fungi; Ascomycota; Sordariomycetes; Hypocreales; Nectriaceae. Bases 1 to 1311 code for a protein of 436 amino acids. Gene Ontology annotation, molecular function: ATP binding; protein kinase activity. The record is from RefSeq and is a predicted model, not a curated record.